AUGUUUCGUCUGUUGGUGGCCGGCUUGGUCGUGGCUGCUCUCGCCCCCUCGACAUUGGCCGAGUACAUGAUUUUUGGCGACUGCAAUGCCAACCGCAGUGAUUCCGUCGUCACCUACACUGUUUACCCCGCCGACACUUGCAUGGGCUAUCCUGAUGGCUUUUCGGAGCGCAACUACUGCGAAAACGGCCGCGCCUACUUUCGUGUCUGGAAUGAUGUUUCCAACUGCUCCGGGAAUGCCGAUGCCGCCUUUAGCUAUCCUGUGAAUACCUGCAACGAUGGCUAUGAGUUUUAUUGCACGGAAGAGCUGCCGACGGACGUUGUGGCACACAUCACUUACCAUGAAGACAACGGCUGCAGCGAUGAGCCUUUCCACAUGAAGCUGUUGGCCGAAACCUGUACGCGGGGUCACAGCUCGGCGUCGGCCAGCGUCUCCUGCAGCGGUAACUCCUUUAGCAUCACCUCCUAUACUGAGUCAGACACGUGCGACGCCGCGACGCCUUCCAAGGUCAAGCAGUUUAACAUCGGCGAGUGCUUUGACGAUCGCGCGUAUGACGAUGACGUUGUCGACAUGGAUGAUUUCAACUGGCGUGCCAAUGAUGGCGAUGACGCUCAAGAUGAUCUUUGGGUUGAUGAUGACCCGAACGAUACCCCAGCGCUGGUAGCCCGUCGUUCCACACUCCCGGUCCCGGCUGUCGAACUCCUAGGCGUGGCACCACGGGCGCGCUCGCGACGAAGCGCAGAGCAAUGGUCGGUUGCCAUUGGCUGUGGCCCAUACGACCCCUUUAGCACGUCUACAUUCACCACGCGCACCACCACCACCACGGGCGCUGCUGCUGCGGCCCUUCCCUGGACAAUGUUGGGCCUGUUUGCGGCUCUCCUGGCCCGACUGUCCCUCUAA
Messenger RNA from Monosiga brevicollis MX1, 900 nucleotides. RefSeq lists its product as uncharacterized. The record is from RefSeq and is a predicted model, not a curated record. The coding region runs from base 1 to 900 and encodes 299 amino acids. The transcript is spliced from 5 exons. Lineage: Eukaryota; Choanoflagellata; Craspedida; Salpingoecidae.